CGGAGAAAGAAAUUCUCCAUGUUUCGUAGUCUGAGCAAGAGUGGCAGGGCGAAAUGUUGAGAAUGAUCCUCUGAUUCAAGCCACGUUCUCCUCAUUUUUGGACGUGUAGGAGCUGGCUGUGUCAGAAGGAAUCCCUGAUUCCAUGCUAUGAUUCCUGAUGGGGAAGUGCUUGUCUUGUUGUGAACCAACCAGCCCGUCCUGUGAGCCUACCUUCACCAGCAGUCACCCUCCACCGCCAUCUUCCCACGCUCGUGCCGCACCCCUUGUACCCCCCAUCCACACCAAGGAUGUAAAACAAGGCUCGGGGGAUCGAGAGAUUCCAGCGCUGCCUCCAGGAAAAUUGCCUAUUCCGCCCUCGGAAAAGAAGAUGUUCGGACAGUACCCCAAACUACCACCAAUCCUCAAACCCAAUAAUGGUGACACAAAACGGCUGUCUGUUGUGUCGCGUGAAUGUUCAGACACUAAAAUUCAGGCCUUGUUUGAACAAUACAAGGAACCCAAUGAAGAAGCCAUGUUAGCUGAAGGCAUUGAGAAGUUUUGCUCAGAUUUAGAAGUUAAGCCUGAUGAAUUCAUAGUGUUGGUGUUAGCAUGGAAGUUCCAGGCUGAAACCAUGUGUAAGUUUACCAGAGAGGAAUUCCUCAGUGGCUGCAGAACUCUCAAAGUUGACACAAUCAAAGGGUUACAGCUCAAAUUUCCAGAAAUGCUUAAGGAUGUUCAAAAUAAGCAACUAUUCAAAGACCUGUACCGAUGGACAUACAAGUUUGGCCUGGAUGCUGACACUGGGCAGAAAACACUGCCAAUUGAAAUGGCCAUUGGGCUGUGGAAACUGGUGUUCUCCAAAAAUCAGCCCCCAAUUCUUGAAUGCUGGCUAGAAUUUCUCGAAAAGCAUCCUAACAUACGUGGCAUUCCAAAAGACACUUGGGACAUGUACCUUAACUUUACAGAACAAGUAGGGGAUGAUCUGAGUACAUACGAUGACACGGAUGCCUGGCCCAGCCUUAUUGACGACUUUGUAGAGUAUCAAAAUGACAGACAAAAUCAGAAUGUCUAGGUUAGCUCAUCAGAUGUUUUACCACACUCAUCACUUGCAUUGGUCCCACUUAACACAAAAGAUAUACCAAUCCUCAUCAUGGUUUUAUGACAAGCCUGCAUUUUACAGUCCCAGAUAGGCUGUCUCUGACUUCAGUUCAGUUUACUUUUAUUUAAAACUCUCUUAAGUAUUGACUACACAUGUACAUUGCUGACAUAAAGUUAGUUAAUGCUGUAGUAAAUAUCUGUAUAUUGCGCUAUUUUAGCAAUUUCUUGGAGUUUUAAGUAUUGUUUUAAAAUAUCCAUCCAUUGUGUUUUAAGUACUAAAUGUGUAUUUCUUGAAUGUGAUUUUUGCCAAGUGUUUUGCCUGUCAUCAUGACAACAAGUGAAUACAUAUGCAAACAAUUUGUAUAUGAAUGCUGCCACCUUGUUGGACGUUUGUGUUGUGAAAUUAAACUUUAAAACAUUAGAAUGAGAGAACUAAAUGCAUCCACAGGACGCCAUGGUGAUAUUUUUCAGCCAAUGAAUUCAGCAGUAAUAGUAAAAGGUAAAAUGACUUAAUUCUUGACAGAACAUGUAACUGUUGUUUAUUAAGUGUUAAAAUGUUUCUUAUGUUUUCCAAAAUAGAAUUAGAGUGACUUCUACACGAACAUGUAAAUCAGGAAGAUCAAAAGAACAUGUACAAAUUAAUCACAUUUUAAUCUCAAGACAUUUGACCUUUUUAUAUGAGAUCAAAAGAUAAGUUGAGUUUGUAGACAAAGUAGAAUGUAUUUUGUGAUGGUGAUCUUAUUCCAUUUUCCUUUUGUCCAGAUUGCCAUGGAUAAUACAAGAAUUUACUUAUUUGGUAAGGUCUUUAAUAGAUUGUAACAUUUUCUUAUUGUACAGGAUUUACUUGUGUUAAUCUUUGUUUGCCCUGAGACUGAGGCUUUCAACAUGCUUCAUAACCUAUUGCCAGUAUAAACACUCUAGACAGGUACAUGUCUAACAAAAUGCAAAUGUACAGUAAGGUACAUCCAAAGACAUACAGUACACAUUUUUUUAACCUUGGAGUAAAAUCAGAAUUUCAAAAUAGCUUUUCUACGCCUCGAAAACUGAUGCUGGUUUUCCAGGCUGUUCUUUGUUUUUUAAUAUGUAAUAUGUUGGAGAAAUGAGGUUUCAAAGGCUUAACUUGCCUGAUGUUUAGGUUGAGAGAAUGGCCUGUGCUAGUAGCAGGUUUAUUUCAGCUCUUCUCAUUUAUUGUACUUACAAAGUAUUAUGUAUUUAUUAUGAGUGGACCUCUUAUCACAAUUCAAACUGUAACUGUUGGGCUUUAAAAUGCUUAGUGAAGACAUUGUUUGAAUGAGACAUCCAAUAAGUUAUGUUGAGAGUUCAUGUCUCACUGAAAUCUGUAAGAAUUUCCAGGCUUCUGCUUUUCCGGGACUUUUCAGUAGCAGCCUCUGCUGAGCUUCUGUUUUGUUGUUGAGAUGUGUAACAUCUUGUUACAGAUAGCACUGUUCCUAGCCGAUUUUCUCUGUGUCCUUCCACCCUGUGUUUGUAGUCCUCUGAUUGUGUCUUCUCUUUCCCAGCCUGGCCUAAAGGCUAUGUCUAGUCAUUCUGUGUAGUUCACAUACAUGUAUCGGUAAAAGAUUUAUUUUAACAUGGUCACAUAGUGGCCCAUCAUUUAUUGUCCAGUGAGUUGGUGGAGUACAAUGACAUUCUAUGUUUCUUGAAAAUGUUAAACAAAAAAAAAAACAUAAAAAAACAUCAGCUUUGAAAUAUCAUCUAAAGUUGUGGAGAUGGAAAUCCAACAAAGAGUUUGUUGUGUGUUUUAGCCUACUUACCUGAAGAUGCACAAGCUGCAAGCAUCUUUUCUCCUUAGUUUACCAUUCUCUGUGGAAGCAAUUUAAGACUGAUAGCAGUUUUGGAAGCUCAUGAUAAUAAUAGCGAUGUGCUCUAGGUUAGUUUACUUUCCAGUAUGCCUGAAAAGUGAAUGUGUGACUAGUCUGCUUUUACAAAGGCCAAUGUUAAACAUGUUCACAUGUGAUACAAUGGUGGGGACAUGAACUCGAAAACUCUUUCAUCUUGUCUACAUUGGUGAAAAAUAAGCCAUAUACGUUUAGGUUUUACGUUGACACCCUCAGUGUAUGAUAUACUCCACGUGACCAGCACAGGCUUGUUGAAGAUCAGGAAACGUCGGCUUUUACUGCACAAUACGGCCCCCAAAACCGAUAUUCCUGUAAUAUAAACAGUUCAACUCAAUAUCCACACAGUUCAAUCGAUCUCGGUUAGUUGUCGUCCAUGUAUCUGAAAAGAUCGUAUCCGUUAUUUUUAGCCCAGUCGAUGCUAUUCUGUAUCUUUUAUUCUAGAAAUAGCCCUGAUUCAUCUGCUAAUCUAUUUCUGCAGCACGAUCUUUUGAAGGUUUAUGGUGGUGUACAUGGUGUCUUGAUGCCGAGAGAUGAUGGCACCGGAUGCUUCGUGACCAGCGAUCUGAUCACUAUAAGCUUGUGCAGU
Liolophura sinensis is the source of this 3519-nucleotide messenger RNA. Its product is annotated as DCN1-like protein 3. The record is from RefSeq and is a predicted model, not a curated record. Lineage: Eukaryota; Metazoa; Mollusca; Polyplacophora; Chitonida; Chitonidae. The transcript has 2 exons. Gene Ontology annotation, biological process: protein neddylation. Gene Ontology annotation, molecular function: ubiquitin-like protein binding; cullin family protein binding; ubiquitin conjugating enzyme binding. Bases 158 to 1051 code for a protein of 297 amino acids. Gene Ontology annotation, cellular component: ubiquitin ligase complex.